Molecule: messenger RNA, 1720 nt
Organism: Penaeus vannamei (Pacific white shrimp)
Lineage: Eukaryota; Metazoa; Arthropoda; Malacostraca; Decapoda; Penaeidae
Gene: dbe
Product: KRR1 small subunit processome component homolog dbe
Cellular component (GO): small-subunit processome; nucleolus
Molecular function (GO): RNA binding
Source: RefSeq, a predicted model, not a curated record
AACGCCGUAAACACGCAUCUCAAAACACGUGAAGAAGAGCGUACAUCACAUGUUGGCCUUGGAUAUUCGCUAAACUGAGAUAAAUCUAGAGAAUUAAUAAGACAGCCAGUUAAAAUGUCAGACAACGAGGAAGAGAAUGGGGAGACACCAAAGGGCCCAGUGGAGAAUGCUUGGUCAAUCAAGAUCCCCGAGUUCAAGAAAGGAGAUAUGAAAAGCCACCUCCUGGAGGAGAGCUCAUUUUCGCUUCUUUUCCCCAAAUACCGUGAAAGAUACAUAAGGGAAUGCUGGCCUUUAUUGGACAAAACACUGAAGGAACAUGGAAUCAAGGCUGAACUGGAUCUCAUCAAAGGAAGCAUGAAAGUAGCAACAACACGAAGUACUUGGGAUCCGUAUGCUAUCAUAAAGGCUCGAGAUAUUAUUAAACUACUCAGUCGGUCAGUACCUAUAGAACAGGCAGUGAGGGUUCUACAGGAUGGUAUCACACAUGAAAUUAUUAAGAUUGGUGGCAUGAUUCGCAACAAAGAGAGAUUCAUAAAGCGCAGGCAGAGACUGAUUGGUUCAAACGGAACGACGCUAAAAGCAUUAGAAUUGUUAACUGAUUGCUAUGUGCUCGUUCAGGGACAAACUGUGUCAACCAUUGGUCCAUAUAAAGGAGUACUUGAGGUUGUGCGAUUUGUGACAGACACCAUGAACAACAUUCAUCCAGUGUACCUCCUCAAGUCUCUCAUGAUCAAAAGACAUCUGGCUAGCAGUCCAGACAAAAAGAAUGAAGACUGGUCCAGAUUCUUGCCGAAAUUCAAGAGCAAAAACGUACAAAGGAAGAAGCCAAAGGUGAAGAAGGACAAGAAACCCUACACCCCAUUCCCCCCAGAACCCCAGGAGAGGAAGAUCGACAAGGAACUGGCAGAGGGCAAGUAUUUCGUGGACCAGGAAGAGCGUAAUGCCGCAAAGAGGAAGAGACCCAACGAGGAGAAGAAGAAGGCGGUGGCCGAGAAGCAGAAGGAGAAAAGAGCAAAAUCCUUUGUACCACCCGAAGAACCACAGCACAAGGCAGACAAACCAAAGCAAGGCAGUGCAAAUGUUGAUAUUGAUGCAUUGAAAAAGAAAGUCAAGAAGAGAAAAGUUACAAGUUAAGAUUUGUGUUUCUUUUUCUUCUUUUUUUUAUUCUGGAAAAGAUGAAUGUUAGGUUAUUCGGGUUAUUCACUCCAUUUAACAUAGGACUAGUAAAUUGGAAGUGAAUUACUGAACUCCCACAGACUAUUGUAUUGCAGAGCUUGAUGAAUGGGACCUAAAUAUAUUUCCAAAUUAUUUUUGUUUCUAAUUACCUUUCCCUGAUAUCAAGCAAAUAUAUUUAGUAGAGUAAGGAUUCUAGAUUGACAAUUUUAUAAUCCUCUUCUCAAUAGAAAGCUUAUUAUUGUUUCAUUUUUGUGUUCAUAUCAAAUUACAUGGUAAUUUAUAUCAUCGUACUAGUAGAAUAGUACAUAUUAUGUCCAACAUUUUUUUUAAUAUAAAGAAAAUAAUUGUUGAGUUCUUUUUGAUUUAUUUAUUUCUAUGUAGAGGCUUAGAUUUUACAUUAUGCUAAUGAUGAAGAAAAUACCCAAGUUUUUGUGGCUACUUUACAUAGAUAUUCCAGUGUUCUAUUUUCAUUUACUACUGAAUGUUGUUGAAUACAAACUACAAAAUACAUCAACUACAUUGUAAAUAUAUAUAAAAACUCAAA